CCUCGACCCUGAAACACUGUUGGUAUGUUGUCCAGCAAACAACACUCUGUUGUCACAGCACUGCUAAAACCUUGCAAUGUGCAGUUUUUCAGCUUUUCUAUCUUAAAUAUGUUGCUAGUGUUCAUUGUGUAUGUCCUUUCAUAAUAACUAAUGAUUAUCUUGCUUUAAAGUACAAUGCUGUAGGUUUCAUCAUUUGGUCUGAUUAUGCCUAUAGACAGCAGAUACAGUAGCAUCAACUGACAUCUUGCACUUCAUAAAAAGUAAACUUUAAAUAUAAUCAAUUACCUGUAACAUGGUAUUUCUUUUAGACUUUAAAUGCUGGACUUGUGCAAUUGGGAAAGUCAGAACUGAAGCUAGUUAUAAAAAAUACUGCCAACUUUCUCACGGCUAUACAGGAUAUCUCUCACCAUGAACGCCUGCGGAAGGGAAUUAUUUAUUUCCUAGGAUGGCAAAGUCAUGACCGGCCCUACCCCACCUCUGAUUGGCUGAGGCUGAGGUCAGGCUCCGUUCAUUUGCUCAACAAAGACAGAUGAUAUAGAAUCUCCCUUCUUACAUCAAACAUAUGUCUCAGAUGUUGGAUUCGAGAUGUCUAAUAAGUAAAUUAAAAGUGGAAGUGUACUAGACAAUUAAGUCUACACAGAACACUUCACUAACCUUCAUAUUGUGGUCAAUUCUAGUACCAAACUUAACAUCUGCACAGUGAAGGUCAAACAUCUGAGUGAAGUAACAAGCUAAAGGUCCAAAAUGCUUUAUAACCACCUGAAAUAGUAGGCAUAUUUACCUAUACUGUUUCAUUGAUAUACUGUGUUAGUAUUGUAGAUACAACAUGUAUACAUUUUGAAACUUUUCAAAUUUGGAAUCAAUGAACUGUGUUUUUCGCCAGUAAGCCAGGGAAUGUCCCGGGGACUAUGUAGAGGCUGAAAUUGAUUUCUCUGAUUGAAAAGAGGGGACAUAACACUGGGACUUUCCCAAUAUGUUACCCCUAAUGUGUCGGUAUGAGACUGGUGGAAUCAAUCCAAGUUUUAGGUCAGAAGGGAAAAGUUCAGCAUCAAAUUAGAAAAAACAUCAGAGCUGAGCUGGUGGGUUGAAUCUUGUUAAGACAAAUUAAGCCAGAUCCUCCCACUUUUUAUAAAUAGUUUGUGUUAACAAGCAUGUUCAUCACACAGGGGCAUUUAAAGGUAUUUAGACUUGGACGCUGAGUGAAAAAGCCAUCCAGCAGUUGGCAAGCACACUAAUCCAUAGAUUAAAAUAUAGAUAGAUAAAUGGGAUAAAAUAAAGUGCAUGAGAACUUAAUUACACCCAGAUAGGAGCAGAAGGGAUAUGAUGACCCAUUGAUGACUUCGCUACAGAAGAAUGCAUUGAUCGUUCGAGCCCUGAGAGAACAAAAUGGACUACUGUUUUCUCUCUGUUUCUACAUAGGAAGCAAAUACACUGAAUGGUCUUAGUCUGGAACAUAGUCUUGGCAUUUCCCCCCACACCUGCUGUACACACCAACAUUAGCCUUCAAACGUAUGUGUAGUGAGGUAUCAUUUCUGCUGAUUACGGCAUGCACUGUUUCUGUUUGCAAAAAGAAAGUCUAAAAAAAGUGAGGUCAACAUCUCUGUUACAAAUGCUACCAGCCCCAUCACUGGAUGGAUAUCCUCGUGGAUUCAUCUUCCUAUUAUACACACAUGCAUUUCCAAACAUUUAUAUAAAUAAACAUUGAUUGAUUGAUUGAUUGACUGUGAGGCCAUGAUCUAAAUGCCUCAGUGAAGCUGUGCGUAUUGAUCAGCUCGUGUCAGAAUGAUGUUGGCAACCUUCCCUCAACAACUCGGUUGCUUCCACUUUGUUUCUGGCAACACAGAGGCAGAAGCGGGUCACCGAGGUUUAGGCUAUGAACAGGGACUCAUUUGGAGGGUGCUAACGAUUUAAAAAAACUUUUUGGUGACCGUGUUAGGGCUGUAUGACCCGAGGAGAUUUAAGUCACCACCGGCAGUCUGUCCACGCCUCUGCAAGGUAAAUUGGGACACCAAAUGAUCAGAUGUUGUCGUUGGGUUAUAUAACGACACAGCUGAGGGGAAUGGUUUUAUCUUGACAAAACUGGGAAGCUGACCAGCCGAGGUGACAUAUCACUGGAUGUACCAGCUUUCUCCUUCUGCUCUAUCUUUUUGUGCAAAUAUGUAGCAUUAACGCUUUUUAUUUUUGACGUUUUUUUACAAUUUAAUUUUUCAAAUUGAGAGUGAAAUGGCAGAGUGAAGAUGGGGGACUGGAACUUCCUCGGGGGGAUUUUGGAGGAGGUGCAUAUCCAUUCCACUAUGGUGGGCAAGAUCUGGCUCACCAUCCUGUUCAUCUUCCGCAUGCUGGUCCUCGGCGUGGCAGCAGAGGACGUGUGGAACGACGAGCAGGCGGACUUCAUAUGCAACACUGAGCAGCCGGGGUGCAGGAACGUGUGCUACGACCACGCUUUCCCAAUAUCCCUCAUCCGCUACUGGGUGCUGCAGGUCAUUUUUGUGUCUUCUCCCUCGCUGGUUUACAUGGGCCACGCUCUCUACAGGCUGCGGGCACUGGAGAAGGCCCCAGAAGAAGAAGGCUCUGCUGAGGAAGGAGCUGGAGUGGGUGGAUGUGGAGUUGCCAGAAGCCAGGAGAGGAUUGAGCGGGAAAUGAAGCAGCUUGAUCAGGGGAAGCUGAACAAAGCUCCACUAAGAGGCUCUCUGCUGCGCACCUACGUGGCUCACGUUGUCACCCGCUCUGUGGUCGAGGUGGCCUUCAUGACCGGACAGUACCUCCUCUAUGGCUUCCACCUCUACGCGCUCUUCAAGUGUGAGCGGGAUCCGUGUCCCAACGCUGUGGACUGCUAUGUUUCCAGACCCACAGAGAAGAGUGUCUUCAUGGUGUUCAUGCAGUGCAUCGCUGCCAUCUCCCUCUUCCUUAACAUCCUGGAGAUCACGCAUCUGGGUUACAAGAAGUUAAAAAAGGGCAUCUUGGACUUCUACCCUCACUUUAGAGACGAGAAGUUUGAACUUGAUGACUUCUACGCCAACAGGUGUAAAAAAGAAUCCGUUGUGCAGAUGUGCAGCAGUGCUCCACGGAGAGCAACCGUUGCCUCUGCACCCUGUGACUACAACCUCCUGAUGGAGAGGAUGCAGGGCACUAUGUACCCAAACCUUAUCAAACCUUCAACUUUUCUGUCUCCUCAGGGUGAGCAGAAGGAUUUGGGUGAGUCCAGAUGUUUAGCUCAUAGCAUCCCACAUAGUAACGGCACUAACGACCCCCUCAUUAAUCCAAAGCAGGAGGCUGAGGACUUGUUGCAUCUUCAGAGUAAAGAGGAUGGGGGCAGCGAAAGAGGCAGCCCGGACUCUCCAAAGAGCCCCAAGAGGGCAGCAGACCCUUCCUCCUUCCCCACGCUGCCAGUGAGUGCAGCGAGGAGGCCGUGGAGGGGUCAAGGGUCCUUGAAAUGCUCCACAGUGUUGGAGGGUAGAAGCUCUGACUCUGAUUCAUAUGGGGGGGAAAGAGCCAGCAAAGGACCUCCCUCCACUCAGAAAUCAGACGGCAAACAUCAGAGCCGGCCCUCCAGCCCUGAGUCUCUGUCUGACUACAGCUCAGGGUCCAGGCACAACCCCAGACGCCCUUCCUCCAACUGCAAAACAUCCGUGGCAAGCAAUGCAAGCAGCAGACGGGAAGAUCUGCAGAUCUAAACUCCAAAUGUUACAGGUGUAUAGAUGCCACCGUCAUAUCUACAUUAACAGCACUCAUAAUACUACACUAGCUGCCUCAUAACUGGUGAGAGUUUGCUCAUAUUUUGUUUUUGUUCUUAAUAUUAAGUAUAAUAUUGUGGCAUGCUUUAAACCCCUGUGAUUUAGCUAAUGGAAAUGACAUGUAAACUGGCUUUUGUUGACAUAUUACAAUA
Molecule: messenger RNA, 3886 nt
Organism: Gymnodraco acuticeps
Lineage: Eukaryota; Metazoa; Chordata; Actinopteri; Perciformes; Bathydraconidae
Gene: gja9a
Product: connexin 55.5
Biological process (GO): cell communication
Cellular component (GO): connexin complex
Source: RefSeq, a predicted model, not a curated record